AUGGAUUUAUUCAAACGGACAUCAGCUUUACUGCCCAUAUUGGCAAAUAGUCACUUGGCAUCUAAUAUCUCUACAGAAUCGUAUACCGAUGUAUUUCAUAGCUUGCAAAAUCUUUCGCAAGGGGACACAUCAGUAUCCCAGCUCAACAUACUUGAAAAGUUGUGGGCUUCAUGGUAUAUUUACAUGAAUAAUGAUAUCUUGGCUACUGGUAUAUUAUUUUUUGCUACCCAUGAACUUAUGUAUUUCGGGCGGUGUUUACCUUGGUUAAUAAUUGAUCGGAUUAGUUUUUUUAAUAAAUGGAAGAUCCAGGAUGAAAAAAUACCUUCUGACAAGGAGCAGUGGGAAUGCUUUAAGUCGGUGUUGAAACUGCACCUACUCGUGGAAGCCUUACCAAUCUGGUUAUUUCAUCCAUUAUGUGCUACUUUGAACAUCUCCAUCGACGUCCCAUUCCCUUCCUACUUAGUAAUGUUCUUACAAAUCUGCUUAUUCUUUGUUUGUGAAGACUUCUGGCAUUAUUGGGCUCACAGACUAUUUCAUUAUGGCUGGCUAUACAAAUAUAUUCAUAAGCAACAUCACAGAUAUGCCGCACCAUUUGGCUUGACUGCAGAAUAUGCGCAUCCGGUAGAGGUAAUGUCUCUUGGAUUUGGAACCGUGGGAUUCCCAAUCAUUUAUGCCUACAUAACCAAAUGCAAACCCUCGCUUGACCUACCUUCCUUGCAUUUAUUCACUCUUUCGUUCUGGAUAACCUUGAGACUAUUCCAAGCGGUGGAUUCCCACUCCGGUUACGACUUUCCAUGGUCACUACACAACGUAUUACCGUUCUGGGCAGGUGCUGAUCACCACGACGACCACCAUCAUUAUUUUAUUGGCAACUAUGCCAGCUCUUUUCGUUGGAUCGAUUAUUUCAUGAGCACAGAAAGUGGUGAGAUUGCGAAAGCUAACAGAGAAAAGCGCAUGAGAAGGAGAGCUGAAAUUCAAGCUAAGAAAUCACAAUAA
Molecule: messenger RNA, 996 nt
Organism: Debaryomyces hansenii CBS767
Lineage: Eukaryota; Fungi; Ascomycota; Pichiomycetes; Serinales; Debaryomycetaceae
Gene: ERG251
Product: Erg251p
Exons: 1
Coding region: 1-996 (331 amino acids)
Biological process (GO): ergosterol biosynthetic process
Molecular function (GO): C-4 methylsterol oxidase activity; iron ion binding
Source: RefSeq, a predicted model, not a curated record